Messenger RNA from Anisakis simplex (herring worm), 312 nucleotides. The record is from the annotation of a GenBank genome assembly. Lineage: Eukaryota; Metazoa; Nematoda; Chromadorea; Rhabditida; Anisakidae.
AUAGUCUUCAAUACGUUCGCAAAAGGUGAAUGGGGCAAAGAGGAACGAAAGAGCAAUCCGUACAAGAAGGGCGACGAUAUCGACAUUAGAAUACGCGCUCACGAUAGUAAAUUCUCGAUCUCCGUUGAUCAGAAAGAGGUCAAAGAGUACGAACACCGCGUUCCACUGUCGUCCGUAACGCAUUUCUCUAUUGAUGGCGACAUUUUGGUCACUUACAUUCACUGGGGCGGUAAAUAUUAUGUAAGUUACUUAUUUUUAUUAUUUAUUAUUAUUAUUUAUUAUUAUUAUUUAAUAUUAUUUAUUACUAUUUAA